Caenorhabditis elegans is the source of this 1653-nucleotide messenger RNA. It is a transcript of the gene T10H4.4, whose product is annotated as Phytanoyl-CoA hydroxylase-interacting protein-like C-terminal domain-containing protein. Bases 1 to 1653 code for a protein of 550 amino acids. The transcript has 7 exons. NCBI's taxonomy places the organism in Eukaryota, Metazoa, Nematoda, Chromadorea, Rhabditida, Rhabditidae. The record is from RefSeq and is marked reviewed.
AUGAAAAUAAAACCGGCUAAAGCUCCACUUUUACCAGUUACCUGUUCAGUUUAUUCUAAGCGAAUUGUGCUGGAAUGGAAAAAGCCAACGAGAAGAAAUGACAUCGAAUUCAUUGUCACUUACAAAAAGAUCACGGAUAUGGAACCAGUCACUAUUAAAAAACCGUCAACGGCUGUUAGCUGUCAGCUUCAAGUAUCUGCUCAGGAACUUUACAAUGUUGAAAUUCUGUGUGUGAUGCUAAAAACCCAAAAAUUACUUUUAAAAUGGUCAAAGGAGAUUCAGUCAGAAAGUAUUUCCAACUCUGGAAAACUAUCUGAGGUAACAAGCUACAUUAUCAAUAACAACCAGCCCAUCAAAUGUGCACCACUUCCGGUCAAUUUUUCCAUCUCCUUGCGGGAAAUCAAGUUUCAUUGGAAUAAUAACAUGGCACAAAACAAUACACAUUUUGUCAUAUUUGCAACAAAUGUAAAAACCAAAACAAAAAGAACGUUUUCAAGACGGUUCAAUGAGAAAACCUUUCGACUUGUCGUACAUCCGGGGCAGCGUUAUCACGUUGAGAUUCAUUGUACAUCGAUGGAAGAUGGUAGAUUAAUUGCAAGCUGGAAUAAGCUGAUUCAAGCAGAAAAAGAUGGCAAUGCAGGACAAAAGGAACAUAAUAACAAUAUUAAUGAGAAGCAGGCCACUGAAAUUGAUAAGUUUCUGGUGAAUUUUUCAGUUUCCUCGAGAGAAAUAUUAUUGCACUGGAACUAUCAAACCUCAGAGAAAAACAUUUAUUUCGUUGUCAUUUCAACAAAUGUAAAGACGCAAGAUACAAAAAAACUAAAACGGGACUUUGAUUCACAGAACUGCAGUAUUUCGGUGAUACCGGGACAGCUUUAUUCCGUGGAGAUUCAAUGUAAUUCAACGAACAGUGACACAUUGAUUAAGAAUUGGAAAAGCGUGAUUCGGGCAGAAUUCAACCGAAUGGAAUCUUAUGAGCUCCUUCACAAGUGCUUAUCCUUUUUAAAAUACGAAGAAAUAUUCAAACAUUCGAUGCAGAUAAUAUCCACAGUUUAUAGAUGUAAACCUGAAGCGUAUUGGAACACAAUUCGCAUAGAACACAACAACCUCAUGAAAAAAUAUGUGAAAGAUAACAAUGGUCAACCAGGCAAUCUCAUCAAUGGAAAAAUCCACGGACUUUUCUUUACCGCUCAGAUGUGCCGUGGGAAACCGCCAGAUUCUUCUCCGUUCGGAAACAUGCGAAUGGACCUCAAUUGUCUGGAAAUUUUAAACCCCGAAAAGCACAACUUCUAUUUUGCGGACUUCUACUGCAACAGGGAAAUGCACUAUGUAACUAUUGUGAUUUGUGUUAAUAACUCUGAAUCUGAUAAUUACUGUCGUGAAAACCUUAUCGAGUUGAACCCAUUUGCCAACAACUUUCUAAUUAUUGAACGCUCAACUAACGAUAAAUUCAGUAGAUGGAAAUUUUUCGUUAAUUUUGCAGUGAGAGUUGAACUCUUUUACACAGAAAACUUAACAUUAGACUCCGGGAAUCUCACUGAAAUCACUGCAACUGGAGCAGGUACUUCUCGAGCUAAUGGUUUGCCGAAUAACAAGCAGUGCACGAAGUGUAACUUGUAUGCUUUGCAACCAUCGAAAAAAGGAAACAAGUAA